Triticum aestivum (bread wheat) is the source of this 2055-nucleotide messenger RNA. RefSeq names its product shaggy-related protein kinase kappa. NCBI's taxonomy places the organism in Eukaryota, Viridiplantae, Streptophyta, Magnoliopsida, Poales, Poaceae. Gene Ontology annotation, biological process: cell differentiation; signal transduction; peptidyl-threonine phosphorylation. The record is from RefSeq and is a predicted model, not a curated record. Gene Ontology annotation, molecular function: ATP binding; protein serine/threonine kinase activity. Bases 439 to 1809 code for a protein of 456 amino acids. The transcript has 12 exons. Gene Ontology annotation, cellular component: cytoplasm; nucleus.
CAACUAUUUUUCUACUGCAUGCCAAUAAUGUUGAGUGCCAGAAAAAGAAAAGUUUGGAGGGUAGAAGGGGAGGAGCAGCCGCCCCCUGCCCUCCACUCACUCCCACUCUCCCUCCCUCACUCGUCAGUCACCAUUACCUACUGGCCGGCCGGCCCGGUGACCGUCGCCCCCCUCCGCCGCCCCGAAACCAGCGGUUCGUGCAGGGAGAAGAAUCGCGGGAACCGUGGAACCGCUGAGGGGCUGCGGCUUGAUCUGCUCCAGAAUUUUCGGCCUUCGAUCUCCCCGGCAGGUUUGGUUUCAGCUGUUGUUGAAGCAGGUGGUGGAGGGAGCUGCAUUGGCAGUAGGCUGAUGCUUCUGCUGGCAAGGAGAUGAGCCCUCUGCUGUUUGCAGACGCUGACCUUGGUGAUCUCCAUUAAUUCCUCACCAAUCAGCUGGGAGAUGGCGUAUUCUGGGCAGAGGCAUGCCGGUGCCGCCGGGAGCUCGUCGCGGCAGGGGAAUGGCUUGAAGGGGCAGGCCAGCUCAGUCGAGUUCCUGGGAAGGAGGAUGGUGGGGAUGCAGCUCAGAGAUGCAAAGCCAGAUGAUGCUGAUGAUGAAAGGGACAAUGAGCCAGAUGUGGUUGCAGAUUCUGGUUCUGAAGCUGGUCAAAUAAUUGCAACCACAAUCCGUGGUCGAAAUGGUCUGCCUAAACAGGUAAAGUCCGUCAGUUACAUUGCUGAACAUGUGGUUGGAACUGGUUCUUUUGGGGUUGUAUUUCAGGCGAAAUGUCGAGAAACAGGAGAAGUCGUUGCCAUCAAAAAGGUUCUUCAAGAUAAGCGUUACAAAAACAGGGAAUUGCAAAUUAUGCAUAUGCUUGACCAUCCGAACAUUGUUGGUCUUAAGCAUUACUUCUUCUCAACCACUGAAAGGAAUGAGCUUUAUCUUAAUCUUGUCCUUGAGUUCGUUCCAGAGACAGUAAACCGGAUGGCAAGACAGUACAACAGAAUGAAUCAAAGAGUGCCCCUCAUUUAUGUCAAACUAUACACUUAUCAGAUAUGUCGAGCACUUGCUUAUAUACACAACUGUGUUGGCAUCUGCCACCGUGAUAUCAAACCACAGAACGUUCUCGUUAACCCACAUACACACCAGCUUAAAAUAUGUGAUUUUGGCAGUGCAAAGGUCUUGGUCAAGGGAGAGCCAAAUAUCUCCUACAUAUGCUCAAGAUACUACCGAGCACCAGAACUCAUAUUUGGUGCAACUGAAUAUACUACGGCCAUUGAUUUGUGGUCCACAGGCUGUGUCAUGGCAGAGCUGCUUCUUGGACAGGUUUUGUUCACGCAUAUAGUCAUUUCAUUUUACUCUGUAGCUGCUUCUCAUAAUAUUCAUCCAUGCAGCCUCUUUUUCCUGGGGAAAGUGGAGUUGAUCAGCUGGUUGAGAUUAUCAAGUCAUAGUGCCUUGCAGGUCUUGGGUACUCCAACAAGGGAAGAGAUCAAGUGCAUGAAUCCAAACUACACGGAGUUCAAGUUCCCACAAAUUAAGGCUCACCCAUGGCACAAGGUUUUUCAGAAAAAGCUUCCACCUGAAGCAAUGGACCUUGUCAGCAGGUUUCUCCAAUACUCGCCAGAUCUUCGGUGCACUGCUAUGGAAGCCUGCAUGCACCCGUUCUUUGAUGAGUUGAGAGAUCCAAACACCUGUCUACCUAACGGCCGCCCUCUACCUCCCCUCUUCAACUUCAGAUCUCAAGAGCUAAACAGUAUACCUCCAGAAGUCGUCGAGCGCCUGGUUCCGGAGCACGCGAGAAGGCAGAACCUGUUCAUGGCGCUCCGCACCUAGUUUUCGCGUGCCCUCCCCUUGUUUUUCGCGUUGUUUGGGGUCUGGUCUCUGGAGGGAAGCUGUAGCUUUGUGUGGGUGCAAGCGCUGGAGUAGUAGAGUUGCCCCAGGGUGCAUGUGAGGUUUGGAGGCUUUCAUGGUUGGUGUGUAUAGAUGAUUUGAGGCUUCUGAAAGUUUCUUGCUUUGGAGCUCGUGUGCAGUUACAGUGCUUGGAUGAGUUGAUUAUGCAAUCAAAAUCGUUCAGAAAUA